This is a messenger RNA of Coccomyxa subellipsoidea C-169, 1484 nucleotides long. RefSeq names its product mitochondrial carrier. Gene Ontology annotation, molecular function: ferrous iron transmembrane transporter activity. Lineage: Eukaryota; Viridiplantae; Chlorophyta; Trebouxiophyceae; Coccomyxaceae. Gene Ontology annotation, biological process: iron import into the mitochondrion. The transcript is spliced from 5 exons. Bases 34 to 984 code for a protein of 316 amino acids. Gene Ontology annotation, cellular component: mitochondrial membrane. The record is from RefSeq and is a predicted model, not a curated record.
GCAUGUCAUUGUUGAGUUGGGGCAGUCCAAGGAAUGUCAGGUCCUUUCACCCCUGAGUUUGAGGGUGAAGUCCCUGCUCCUGGCGCAUCCUUCCUCGCUCACAGCUUGGCAGGGGCUGCUGCAGGGAUGGCUGAAACAGCUGUAAUGUACCCUCUGGACACUGUGAAGACGCGGAUGCAGGCAGCUGUGGUGACACAUGCCGAAAAGGGCAUCGCCACUGUACGGUCUGGGAAUCUUGGCCUCUCCGGCAUGCUGGCGCAAAUUGUGCGGGAGGAGGGUGCUAGGGGCCUGUACAAGGGAUUCACUGCAGCCACAGCUGGAGCAGGACCAGCUCAUGCGCUGUACUAUGCUGUCUACGAGCUGACGAAGAGGGAACUUGGGGCCAACAGAGGGGGCCAUCGGCCGGUCAGCGUUGCAGCAGCAGGGGUGGCGGCUACUGUGGUGAACGAUGCGGUCAUGACACCCGCCGAUGUGGUGAAGCAGCGGUUGCAGGUCGACCGCGGCAGGUACAAAGGCGUGCUGGACUGCACCAUGCGGAUCUGGCAGGAGGAGGGCAUCACGGCUUUCUACAGGUCUUAUCCGGCAACCUUGUUGGCGAAUGUUCCCUGGACAAUUCUCCAUUUUCCCAUCUAUGAGUCAUCCAAAAAGCUGCUGGCUCCCGGGCGCGAGGGCCAGGAGGGCACUGCGGUGCAGCUGGCUGCUGGGGGCCUGGCCGGAGGCCUCGCAGCGGCACUGACGACCCCUUUCGAUGUAGUCAAAACGCGUCUGCAGCUUGGCAGCAAUGGCCCAAUCCCCACCAGGAGAGCUGUCAAUGUGUUUGCCAUCAUGCGGCAAAUGGCAAGGGAGGAGGGAUCUGGGGCGUUGUGGAGAGGGUGGCAGCCUCGGACGCUGUGGCACGCCCCCGCCGCCGCGAUCUGUUGGGCCACCUACGAGGCCAUGAAGCGGUUCCUCGGCGUCAAUGUCAGCCAUGUGCACAGCGGCUGACCACUGCACUGGGCCGCGCAUGACACGCACAACUGGAUGAUUCUGAGCAAGGCAGAUCUAGAGUAAAAUCUGGUCAACGCGUCGCGGCGCGCCAACUUGGUUUGAAACCGGCUAAUCAGCGCUGGGCGCAUGCAUUCACCGGCUGCGCACCAUGCAGGCAUUUUACACUGUCCACGAACGCAUGACAACAUAGAAGUUUUUAGGGGCUCAAAAUAUGCAGAACAGGGAGUCAGUGGUGUUAUACCAUAAUGGGGCCUGGCUGCCAGUUUUGGCUAUACUGGUCAAGCACAUGCAAUGCGUGCCGAUGACAGUCCUGGUUCGAGAAUUGCCAUUCGCUUUUAGAACAACAAUUUGGAAAGUUGGGGAUUCUGGUUGAGACAUUGGCAAGGGUCAUUGAGCACCUCGUAGGUGGGGAUCUGAACGAGUGUCACUGGUGUCACUGGCAUAAUUCCACCUUUUUCGACUUUUUCUCCACACAAAGCGGAGUGUAAAUUACCUUG